This is a messenger RNA of Pistacia vera, 2761 nucleotides long. RefSeq names its product protein HIGH CHLOROPHYLL FLUORESCENCE PHENOTYPE 173, chloroplastic. Bases 790 to 2547 code for a protein of 585 amino acids. The record is from RefSeq and is a predicted model, not a curated record. Lineage: Eukaryota; Viridiplantae; Streptophyta; Magnoliopsida; Sapindales; Anacardiaceae. The transcript is spliced from 13 exons.
ACCUGCCCUCUUGGUUGACACCAACCCACUAACUAAAGACAUGAGAGUACUGCUACGACUAGUACCGAUCGUGUCUUGCUGAUUUAUGUUGGUCGGUGGCCAGAUUUGGUGAUUCUUUGAUUUCAUCUUAUUGUAUUGUCCCAAGUCCAAUGCCAUUAUUGGAUGGCGAUUGUACUAUAAUUGUUCUAAUCCCGUCUUCUUUCAAGUGUUCUCUUACAAAAGAAAUGUGGGGAGGUGGUCAGUUGCGAAUCCCCCUUUUCUUUCCUUUUCUUUUCUCUUCUUUUAUAGACAACGACGCAGCCCCUCUUUUUUUGUAGAAUGUCUUUCUGUUAAAAAAGAUGGAAAAAAAAAAAUAAGUCCCAUCUUAGGACUGCAGCCAUUCAUUUUAUUGAUACCCUCAUGUUAUGUUUAUAUAGUAAUAGUCGCUUAAAUUUUAUAUGCUCCUCUUCAUUAUUCGUGAUUAUAUUUCUAGUAAGAAAUUUUGACUCUACUAUUUUCUCAUCAAAUAAAAAUGAGCACUUUGACUUUGACGUCUUAUUUAUCUUUAUAUCUGACGCGUCAAUGAAUAAGUGGGAUUGAAUCCUCUACGUGGCAUCUCUGGUCGCUCUUGUUUCCUUGGUGAUCUCAGAAUCUGAAUCAUAAAAUAAAUCAUUUUCUGUGGUCUGUAAUUUCUGAAGCACCACUAUUUCUAAAUUAUCCACUCACCAUCACCAAAUCUGUGUACCCUUUUCUAAUUGUUUUUGUCAAAAUCAUAUGUAAUACAUUUUAAGCUCCAAUAUCAGCAACAGUAUGCCUGCAGCUGCCAAAACUGUAACCGCGACUCCUAAACUAAGCAAUUCUUGUUAUUUCCAUAGCUCUCCACAAUGGCAUUCUUCUUGUCGUGCCCAAAUGUUUGUCCCCAAAGCAUCCGCGGGGAAUUCUGGAAAAGGGAAGAAUAAGAAAACUAACACCAACACCCCACUUGAUGCUAUUGCUGAAAAUAAUAAACUAACGAAACAAUCAUCACCUCCACCACCACAACAACAACAACAGCAGCAAGUGUCUAUAAGUUUGGAUGAUGUGAACCCUGUGGGGUUGGGGAGGAAAUCUCGGCAGAUAUUUGAUGAAGUGUGGAGGAAGUUCUCUGGGUUGGGACAGAUAUCCAGAACUACCCGAGAUGAUGACAUGGAGACUUUGGAUGCACUUUUUGUACGAGAAGGUCCCAUGUGUGAGUUCACUACUCCUGGCGCUCAGAAUACUACUGUUCUUGUGGUUGGUGCCACAAGUCGUAUUGGCAGGAUCGUUGUGAGGAAGCUCAUGCUCAGAGGUUAUGCUGUUAAGGCUUUGGUGAGGAAAGCAGAUGAGGAAGUGGUGGACAUGCUUCCCAGGUCAGUGGAGAUAGUAAUUGGCGAUGUUGGGGAUCCUUCCACUCUUAAUGUUGCUGUGGAGAAUUGCAACAAAAUCAUUUAUUGUGCUACUGCUCGUUCUACCAUUACGGCUGAUCUUUAUAGAGUUGAUCAUCAAGGGGUUUACAACCUUACUAAAGCAUUUCAGGACUACAAUAAUAAAUUAGCACAAUUACGGGCAGGGAAAAGCAGCAAAAGCAAGCUUCUGCUUGCAAAGUUCAAAUCUGAAGAUUCAUUGAAUGGCUGGGAAGUUCGUCAAGGAACUUACUUCCAGGAUGUGGUUGCUUUAAAGUAUGAUGCAGGAAUGGAUGCUAGAUUUGAGUUCACUGAAACUGGACAGGCUGUUUUUUCAGGGUAUGUUUUCACCAGAGGAGGGUACGUUGAGCUGUCAAGGAAGCUUUCACUUCCUAUGGGUAGCACUCUUGACAGGUAUGAGGGUCUAGUUCUCUCUGUGGGUGGGAAUGGAAGAUCUUAUGUUUUAAUUCUUGAAGCCGGUCCUUCAGCAGAUACAACUCAAAGCAAAUUGUAUUUUGCAAGAUUUACCACGAAAGUAGGAUUUUGUCGGGUCAGGGUGCCAUUUUCAUCCUUCCGCCCUGUGAAACCAGAUGAUCCUCCAUUUGAUCCUUUCCUUGUACAUACAAUGACCAUAAGAUUUGAGCCCAGAAGACAGAAACCUGUUGAAGGACCUUCUGGUGCAAGGCAAGACCUUAGAACCUUUAAGCUUAUAUUGGAGUAUAUAAAAGCUUUGCCUACUGGGCAAGAAACAGACUUUGUUUUAGUAUCUUGUACAGGAUUAGGAGUAGAAUCUAGCAGACGGGAGCAGGUUCUUAAAUCCAAGAGGGCUGGGGAAGAUUUAUUGAGAAGAUCAGGUCUUGGCUAUACAAUCAUUCGCCCUGGUCCCCUACAGGAGGAACCUGGUGGGCAGCGUGCUCUCGUAUUUGAUCAAGGAAACAGGAUUACUCAGGGCAUCAGCUGUGCCGAUGUGGCUGAUAUAUGUGUGAAGGCCUUGCACGAUUCAACAGCAAGAAAUAAAAGCUUUGAUGUAUGCUAUGAAUAUGUUACCGAUCAAGGGAGAGAGUUAUAUGAGCUGGUUGCACAUUUGCCCGACAAAGCAAACAAUUAUUUGACACCAGCACUAUCUGUUCUAGAGAAAAAUACUUGAUCCCCAAAUUAACUAUUGUUUGUUACUUGUUCCUCUACUGAUUACAUAUUGUAAAGCUACCAACAGAGCAGAUCGUUCGCUAUUGUCAUGUUUUUUCGUUUUUUCUGUUUCUUAUACAGCUGAUGUUUUUGUUUCUAUAAUGUAAAUGCAUUUGCCAAAGGGAAAUAUGUAUGUAUCGUGAAUUAAAGGAAAAGAGUUGUGCCCUGUCUCAUUA